Messenger RNA from Diospyros lotus (date-plum), 895 nucleotides. RefSeq names its product PRA1 family protein E-like. The transcript has a single exon. NCBI's taxonomy places the organism in Eukaryota, Viridiplantae, Streptophyta, Magnoliopsida, Ericales, Ebenaceae. The record is from RefSeq and is a predicted model, not a curated record. Gene Ontology annotation, cellular component: endoplasmic reticulum; Golgi apparatus. Gene Ontology annotation, biological process: vesicle-mediated transport. Bases 148 to 687 code for a protein of 179 amino acids.
UUUAGCCAUUUGGAAAGAAAACUUUGUCGGCCGCCCAAUCACUGUUAGGGUUUAAGAAUCCUUUCUCCCUCUCUCUCUCUCUCUGACCAUUAAGAAAUCGUUCUGUUCUAUCUAUAUCAGUCUCCAAGUCAAGAUCCCUAAUUCUCGAUGUCGAUUUCGUCGUCGGCCGGUGCCGGAAUCUUCUCCAGAUCGCAAGCCAACUCCCGACCGUUCUACGUCACGCGCCGCCCAUGGCGCGAGCUCUUGGGCGUUCCCUCGCCGGCGUCCUCCUUCGGCCGCCCCUACAGCCUCGCCGAGGCCACCGCUCGGAUGAAGCGAAACCUCAACUACUUCCGCGUGAACUAUGCCGUGAUCCUGCUGCUGGUGCUGUUCCUCAGCCUGUUGUGGCACCCUGUCUCGAUGAUUGUCUUCCUCAUCGUCUUCGCCGCCUGGCUCUUCCUCUUUUUCUCCCGCGACCAGCCUCUGGUGGCCUUCAAUCGCGCCGUCGACGACCGUGUGGUGUUGAUUUUGCUCGGCGCGGUCACGAUCGUCGCCUUGGUCUUUACUCACGUCUGGUUGAAUGUGCUGAUUUCGUUUCUGAUUGGAGCGUCGAUCAUUGCGUUACACGCGGCGUUUAGGGUUCCGGACGAUCUGUUCCUCGACGAGGAAGAAGCGGCCAGCGGCGGCCUUCUCUCAGUAGUCACCUGACUGAUCGUUUUUCCGAUAUGGUUAAUUCGUCAAAUGUGAUUUCGAGCCUCCCGAUUUGGAAGUUCAGUCGGUUUGAAAUUUGUUGGUUUGGCUUGAUUCUUGCGUUUGAUUGUAAAAGCCAAAAGAAAAAACAAUGUUUUGCUUAUUUUUCCAGUGUAAAUAAUAAAUGUGUGAAGCCAUAAUUAUGAUGUUUUCCAGAAACUUCUAA